UGAAUGCUUUCUUAACAAGAGCAAAAAGAAGGUAAGUGUUUCAGUAGCAGACUGAAGACUGAUUCUUUACAGCUGGUUUUAAGAAAUAUUUACAUUAAAUAUACUGGAGAGACUUCCAAAUGCUUUGCAGACAUGAGUGGUGCUGAGCUCUGAGGCCAAGCAUUCUGCUGGUUGGUGUUGUGUUUGGCUCCAUGUGGGAUUUCAGUAGAGCACUGCUCUGCCAUGUCGUGUGCUUCAUGCUGGCACAGUAUUGCAGCUUUGCAGCAAUGCAAUAGUGUGCUUUGGACGCUGUUACUGCAGUCACACGUGGGCAGAUAGUGACUGAGAACAAAUAAAGCAAAUAAUCCUCAAUGUGGCACUUGUGCCAUAGAGUUUUUAAUGUCAGGAAAAUAACUGCUGGGCAUUGCUUAAUGUGGCCAGGGGGAUUAGCCAAAGGGAACGACUACUUCCAAAAUAGUCCCAAAACUGUGCAAAGAGGUAGACCCAGGGCUGAACAAGGCCCUAUGCCUUCCCUUGCAGACACCAAAGUUGGAAGAAAGACAAGGGGGAGUUCAGUCCAAAGUGCAGAGAGCUAUCCUUGUCACUCAGCCUGAGACACAGCAAAUAUGGGAAGAGGAGGUCUGGGCUGCCUGGUUGAUGUCUACAAGCCCAGCAAAGUGGCUGCAUUUUGAACCUAAGGGCUUCUCUUAAUUCUAUCGGGUUAAUGGAGGAAACUGUCCCAGAAAAGUCAGUAUGGGAGUUAUUUUGCCACUGUAACCAAAGUUUCCCCUGACGCAACAUUACACAGGGGACAGCACUUUGCUUACCUACAGGCACUUGCUUUUUGUUCAAGUGGUUUCCAGUCUCCUCAGUAUAGAGUCAUAGAACCUAGAAUCAUUAAGGUUGGAAAAGGCCUCCAAGAUCAUCAAGUACAACCAUCCACCUAUCAUUUCCCCACUAGACUGUGUCCCGUAGUACAAUAUCUAAACAUUUCUUGAACACUGCAUUGUAGUGUUCUUACACUACAUAAAUGCAGGUAUGGAGAAUUUAAGAAAGGGAAAGCUGUUUGCAAUUAAUAGAUGUCAAGGUAGAAUUUGCUUAAGUGAUGUCUUGGUUUGGAUGGCAAGGUUUUGCUGAGGGAGUUUUGGGUACCCAAGGAGGGAGUGUAACCUGGUGAGUCCCGAGAUGUGUCAAAACCCACCUGGCUGCACAGUGCAUCCCUCUGCAGAGACAAGGGCUGUCAGAUUUAAUAAGGACAUUGAGUAAUUACUGCCGCAUCUGUAAUGUUCUGUGAAGAGCUGCAAGAAACAUGAGAUGCUGAGGUUGGAGUGCAAUAGCUGUGGUCCUGUAUGGUUGCCCCAUGCCAGAACCUGACGUAAGAGGAGAGCAGGUUGCUGCAAUGCUAAGCUAUAUUUCAUCCCAAAGUCCAGGACUACUCCAGUCCAAUAUGCCAAGAAAAGCAAAUCAGGAUCAAAAUGCGGGUGUAACAAGCAACUGAAUACCCUGCAGCUACCAAUGUUUGUACCCCAAUGGGCAGAUGGGAGCAAAGUGUGGGGUCAGGGUCUUCUCAGUGGGUUCUGCACAACGUCACAGGCUGAUGGGUGUUUGCAACUGCUGCGAAGCACAGGAACCGCAGCAGCAGUCAGAGGACAGGGUACUCAGUGGGGAAGGAAGUAAUGGAGACAAGUACAAAUGUCUCUUGCUGCUAAAAUGUGGUGGAUGUGGUUUUCUAGAGUGUUGGUCACUGCUAUCUGUUGUGGCCUCCAAAGACAUCUGCUGUCCUUGAUGAAUGAGAACAAGCUCUUCAGUGUCGUAAAGAUGAAGGGAUUUGAAUGCAUUAAACUGCAGAAGUAUAGAGAAAAAACAGUACUUGGCUGCCACAGCAUGCACUGAGCAGCUCUGCACUCCUAGCAGGCAUUUCCCAAUCACACUGCAUUUCCCUGAGAGUAGGUUGCAACAGGAUCAUCUCCUUUUGUGUAAAAGAAGGGAUACCACUAAAGGAAACAAAUUUACUAAUUGUAGUGUUCCUGUUGAGCUAUCCCUCACCUUCCCCUCAAUUUUUUUUCAGAGCAGUUGGAGUACAGGAAGCCAAAACUCUCCCUGCAAGCUCCUGGCUCCAGUUAAGUAUAAUGGAUAAUUGUGAGAUGUAUGAAAAUGCCUCCAAAUGCAUUGUGAGCUCCAAGAGCAUGAAAUGCUUCAUGGUGCUCAGCACACAAGCACAGAAGAUCAGCAUUGCCACACUUUGUGGCCUCUUUGGAACACUGUGCAUUUUUGAGAACUGUCUGGUGCUUUAUCUGAUCUUCUCCUCCCCUGGUACAAGGAGAAAGCCUUCGUACAUCUUCAUCAGCAGCCUGGCCUUGGCAGACCUCUUGGCCAGCAUCAUCUUUGUAGGAAGUUUUGUUAACUUCCAUGUCUUUAAUGAAACUGAUUCUUCUAAAGAAUUGUUCUUGCUGAAGCUGGGAGGGGUGAACACAUCUUUCACGGCCUCCCUGAGCAGCUUGCUGCUAACGGCUCUGGACCGCUACAUCUCCAUCAUCCGCCCCUCCAAAUACAAGCUGCUUGUGACGAGAAAGAGAGCAUGGACAGCGCUAGGAGUGCUCUGGCUGAUAUGUGUGGCCAAUGCCUUCCUGCCUCUGAUGGGCUGGAACUGCUGUACACUCAACUCAGCCUGUUCUGAGCUGUUCCCUUUUGUGGACAACAAUUAUCUGUCCACUUGGAUCUGUCUUGUCAUGAUCUUGCUGGGGUGUAUAGUCUGUGCUUACACACAUGUGCUGUGGAGGGCUCACCAGCAUGUGACAUACAUGGAGAAACACCAGGUGCAUGUGGGAAAGCAGAGCGCCAGGAUGAGGAUGGACAUCAUGCUGGCCAAGACCUUCAUCAUGGUGCUGACCGUCCUUGUGCUGUGCUGGUUGCCGGCCCUAAUUCUCAUGAUUUACAGCAUCUUUGUAAGUCUGAACAAUCACCUGCGCAAGGUGUUUGCCUUCUGCAGCACGCUCUGCCUGCUUAAUUCCAUGGUGAACCCCAUUAUUUAUGCCCUGCGGAGCAAGGAGGUGUAUUCCUCCCUGAGGAUGUACCUUUCCAGAUGCAGGAAGCAGCUGAGGACCUCAAGUGACAGCCCGGAAGCAGAGUGUGCUCACAGGUCCUCCAUGAUAGAGACUGUCUGUGAGGACAUACAUGUCAUGUAGGGAUGCAGUGCCAGGAAG
Messenger RNA from Phasianus colchicus (ring-necked pheasant), 3182 nucleotides. The record is from RefSeq and is a predicted model, not a curated record. Lineage: Eukaryota; Metazoa; Chordata; Aves; Galliformes; Phasianidae.